This is a messenger RNA of Melampsora larici-populina 98AG31, 882 nucleotides long. RefSeq lists its product as uncharacterized. The record is from RefSeq and is a predicted model, not a curated record. The transcript has 2 exons. Lineage: Eukaryota; Fungi; Basidiomycota; Pucciniomycetes; Pucciniales; Melampsoraceae. The coding region runs from base 1 to 882 and encodes 293 amino acids.
AUGCCGUCGCGACGAGUAAUCAAAGGCCUGAGCCAACCCGUGCGGGUUCCCAAACCCGCUACACCCUUACAAGAGGAGUUGCAAGCACGCUGCCGGCUUGAAGCACAACAGACAGCAGCAUUGGUUGCCGCAAUCAAGGAGAUGCUAGCGGGUGACAAUGAACAGAAUCAGCGUGCGGGUGGUGGAAUGAUGGACGAACCACAAGGUAUGAACCACUUAGACGUGCCUGACGAUGGUGACUACCCUCCAGAUGCAGAUGAUGAGGAGGCCUUCGAUAUCCAUCAAUUCAUGCCACUACCGCAUCACGUCAAACCCGAAGUGCUGGAUCCAGUCCAAGCACAAUUGCAAAGAGAUCAGCAUCUAGCCAAUCGUUUGGCUCACAAGGAUAAGUGGAGCUGGCAGUAUGCGGUCAUGCUGCCCACAUUUCUCCGCUGUAAGAUGGAAACCUUGAACUGGGGGAAUGAAGAUAACAGUAAGAAGGACUUACGGCCUCCCUGUACGUGUGCUAGCCAGACCAAACGAAAUGUGGACCUGGUGGAUUUGACAAGUAAGCGUUGUACCUCGCAACCUCGGCAUGUUAUCGAGGUCAGUUCUAAUGCUAAGAUGUCAAUUCUCGUAGCACGUCGUCAAGUCAAAGUUCAGUUUUGCAAAAACUGCGAUCUCUCCGAUCCUACAAGGCUCUUACAAAUGGGCUAUAUUGCAUCAUCGCCAUCCAAACCUCGAACGGCUUUUUCGGUUCGACUACUGGUACAUCAUCACAGCCAGUGGGUUCGAUAUGCUGUCCCCACGCAAGCUUUCUGUGAAGGCUUGGAUGAAUCGCUCAAUUCCCAUAACCCUGUGAUUUUGACUUCUAGUGGCAAAAUGCCAAGGCCAAAUUUCUAG